Messenger RNA from Topomyia yanbarensis, 1186 nucleotides. RefSeq lists its product as uncharacterized. The record is from RefSeq and is a predicted model, not a curated record. Bases 180 to 1145 code for a protein of 321 amino acids. Lineage: Eukaryota; Metazoa; Arthropoda; Insecta; Diptera; Culicidae. The transcript has 3 exons.
CGUUUCCGAAAUCGCUUAAGUUCGGCGAAUUUCUAUUUCAUACCGAUGAUAACCGAUUUUUUAUUUAUAUUAAUACUUUCCCAUAUUAUAUAAAACCUUCUGACAACACUGGAACAUUUCAAUCGUCAUUGUCUCGCGUGUAGCUCGUGAAUGAGAAAUUUUUUUUGCAGUGCGUUAAAAUGGUCCGCAAACGCGUUAAUGCAUCAAAAAAACGCGUGCUUCAAGUAUCCAACGAGAGGAACUCGGAGUUUAUACUGAAUGAUCUAUCAGAAUUACAGAAAUCGACUAGAUCCGGCGAGUUGAGUUGCGAGCCUGACACCAAAAAACUGGCACUUGUGGAAAUAAUCGAUAACAAUGCUCAGUCCGAGAGUGCAACUUCCGAAAAUCAUGGAUUUACAAAACCGAGGUCCAUUCGUAAAUUGGCACCGAUUGUUAAAGUUCCACAGCAACCAAUAACAGGAAAAAUUGAGCCGGAAGAGGCACCACAAGCUGGGCCAAGCCGAUCUCGAGAUUCAAAGGUCGGACGCGUUAUUGCUGACGAUUUUGAAGAUAAUUCUGGCGAUUCAGAUAUCGAAAACGAUCUGUAUGGUUUUGAUGAUGACGAGUUGGAGGCAACUGAGUUCGGUUUGACUUCUUGCCAGGAAAAGAUCGUUGAUUCAGAAUGCUUGGCGGAGGAAAUGGCAAAAUUAAAGGCUGAAAAUGCUGAAUUACGAAAGCAUAACAUGUUUUUGAAAAAACGAAAGAGCAAUCUCGAACGGUCCCACGCCGCAAUGCAGCAGGCCUUGCUGUCGAAACUUUUGCCUGUAACUCAUAAACCUUUUGAAAAUGUAGAAGUAUUCCCAGGUUGUCCAAGCGCCGACAAAAUAUCGAAGAUGUCUGUAGUUGCAAAGGACAGUGACUAUAUCUUUGUCAAGCUUCUCACGUAUGCAAUCUGGCCUGAGGGAUUCGCAGGGAGAUCAGUGACAGGACGCACAUCGAACAAUCCAAAAGGACGUCAUAAAAAAAACCUUCAAUCUAUUGCUGAUGGCCAAUCGAAGGCUGAAAACAGCACAAUCCCUGUGCGUACAGCACUGGAAAAAAACAAAGUAAAAUUUGUCAAUGGUAAUGUAUUAAUAUAUACAUAUUUCAAAACUCUACAACUUUAAUUGUUUAUUUUUAGAUUGUUUAAUUGAAAGACGUCUCUUGU